GUACCUUGUUAGACUUUAGUCUAUGUAGCUAUAUAAAUAGCUCUCGCGUUCCCGUUAUCUUUGGUUACCUUUGUUCCCUGUAACUGCUGUAGAAAGAAAGCAUGUCUGAAGUGCCACCCAAAAAACUGAAGCAUACUAAACUUCCGGACUUUCAAGAGAGUACUACUGCCACAGACAGUGAACCUGGGGAGAAAUCAGAAGCUAGUGACAAUGUUCAGACAAAAAUGGAUUACCUGAUUAAGAAAGAAGUUGAAGAGGGACCUUCAAAACAUCUGCAGCAGGAAACAGAAGCGAAAAAACACAAUUUCAAGUUUUGUUUAAACUCUAAGACAUUUUCAGUGGCGUGUAAAACAUCCAUGACUGUGCUUGAGGCUCUUAAUACAAGCCCAAUUUUCAGGAAUGAAAAAGACAAAAACAAAAACAUGCAGAAAGAAAUACUAAUCCAAAGAUCGAAAGGAGCAGUUCCUAGAGCAGCUGUGAAGACUGAUUUUCCCUGCUGUCUUAUUGAAACUGAUGAGAUCUUAGAGAUAGACUUCAUCCAAAAGGAUGAAAAACGUUGUACAAAUCAAAUAACUGCAGAUCCUUCACUCCUCAGUAAAAGAAGUAACCCUGAAACAUUAGUCACAAUCUGGGUUAAAAAAGAAGGAGGACCAAAAGUGCAAUGCUUACUGAAGAGCAAAGCCCUGAGGAAAAGCGUUCGCUAUGUUUGUGUGUUUGGAUUCAAAGGAGAGAGAGUAAAAUCUGCUCUUAAACGUGACGGACGAUUCAACAAUGUCAUUUUCAAGAAACACUGUGGACUUUCUGAGCUUGGUGGGGAUACAAACCAUGAAUUGUCAAUACCUGUAGAGGAUCUUGAAGGAAAGUCUUUCCAGGUAGUUGUUCUUAGUGACCAGAAUCAGCCAGAGAGUCAAGAUGAUUUGACUUUUGUCAAGACUGAACCUAAUGUAGCUUCAGAUGCUGAUGUGGCAGAAACUUCCGGCUCAAGUCAGCAUCCCAUCAACACUGAGCAAGACAAGAAACAAGAUGGAAAUGCAAAGUCCACGACUCCUUCAACUAAAGAGUACGUCACUAAAGCCAUUGUAAAUUCUGAAGAGAUUCUGGGAAUUCUGCGUGAUCAGUUUCCAGAUUUACUGAAGACAUUAAAGAAGCGAGAGAAACUAAAGAACAAAUCUGAGGUCAAAAAGUUCUUCAGAGAAGAAUAUGGUAAAAGUGUUGAUAAUUUCUUGAAGGUGAAGAAAGUGAAGCAGCUAAUGAAGCUCUCUGCCUCUGUGUGUCAGAUUCGAGUGGGGGACUCUGCUUUAGGAACCGGCUUCUUGCUCUUUGACAGAUUCAUCCUCACUAAUGCUCAUGUAAUUGGGUUAUUUACUGACCAUACGAAAGUUAACUUUGCAGAGUUCACAGCUGUUUUUGAUUAUGAAGACAAGGAUUCAGGGAAGCGCAUACAGAUUAAACAACUCACAGAUUGCUGUUACGGAAAGGAUGAGCAUGGAAGGCAUCUUGACUAUGCUCUUGAUUUAUAG
Cyprinus carpio (common carp) is the source of this 1520-nucleotide messenger RNA. RefSeq names its product serine protease FAM111A-like. The record is from RefSeq and is a predicted model, not a curated record. Lineage: Eukaryota; Metazoa; Chordata; Actinopteri; Cypriniformes; Cyprinidae.